Hypanus sabinus (Atlantic stingray) is the source of this 4233-nucleotide messenger RNA. It is a transcript of the gene prkacba, whose product is annotated as protein kinase, cAMP-dependent, catalytic, beta a. Gene Ontology annotation, molecular function: cAMP-dependent protein kinase activity; ATP binding. Gene Ontology annotation, biological process: peptidyl-serine phosphorylation. Gene Ontology annotation, cellular component: cAMP-dependent protein kinase complex; nucleus. The transcript is spliced from 10 exons. Lineage: Eukaryota; Metazoa; Chordata; Chondrichthyes; Myliobatiformes; Dasyatidae. The record is from RefSeq and is a predicted model, not a curated record. Bases 853 to 1908 code for a protein of 351 amino acids.
CCCAGCUCGUGUCCGCCUGCGCCGCCGCCAAGUAGUGCGGGCUAACGUUGUGGGGUCGGAUAGAGGCGGCGCGGGCCCGACUGGCGAAAUGAACACCAACUCCCAUUCCUGUUUGACAGGAAAGUCCGAAAUAAACACGUCGGCCGCUGGGUAACUAAACCCGCCAGGCGCAUUCGGUGACUUUGAUCCCUAUAAACGGUUUGAGUAGGGAAGGAGGGGGAGGGGACGGAGAGCGCAGUCAAAAGCUGAAGUCAACCUAACCUGCUUAGCUGCCUGAAGCCCGGCCUCCCCGCUCGUCGCCCCGCCCACCCCGCAAACCGCUUUACAAAAGCCGUUUCCCUCACGUGACAUCGGGUCCCCUUUUAUCCCCCGCGCGCCGCCCACUCCAGUGACGCCACACUACGUGUAGUUCCGAGCGAGGCCGGGUUCGCGGUGAUGUCAUGGCGCCGCUCUCUUUCCCGCGGCACCCAUUGAGCGAGCGUGCGCGCGCGGCCCGGCCUUAACCAGCGAGCGUAUUUGUUUGUGUGUGCGCGCGAGUGCGCGCUCGUUUUCACGUCACUUCCGGCAGCGAGUUGGGUUGCGGAGUCGCGGUGAAGGGGCCCGUCGAGAAGACGGAGGGUCGCGGGGCAGCCGCAUCCGACCCGUAUGCGCACGGCGGCCGGAGACAUCGCUAGCUCCCGCGGAUUUACUCUUUCCUCUCUCCGCUUCGCCUUGCGGGCAGUUGUGUGUGUGAGUGAGUGAGUGCCUGGGGGGGUGUGGGGGCAACCGAACCAGCCGCCGCCGCAGCAGCAGCAGCAGCAGCCGCCCGCCCACCAGCUUCAGCCGUUGAGCCUCGGCCCGCUCUCCCGAAGGAUGGGAAACGCUGCGACCGCCAAAAAGGGCAACGAGAUCGAGAGCGUGAAAGAGUUCUUAGCAAAAGCCAAAGAAGACUUCUUAAGAAAAUGGGAAAGUCCACCACAGAAUACUGCAGGCCUAGAUGAUUUUGAAAGGCAAAAAACACUUGGAACGGGUUCUUUUGGAAGAGUUAUGUUGGUGAAACACAAAGGCACAGAACAGUACUAUGCCAUGAAGAUACUUGAUAAACAAAAAGUUGUCAAACUGAAACAAAUCGAACACACACUCAAUGAGAAGAGAAUAUUGCAAGCAGUUAAUUUCCCAUUUCUGGUGAAAUUGGAGUAUUCCUUCAAGGACAACUCUAAUUUAUAUAUGGUGAUGGAGUACGUACCAGGUGGUGAAAUGUUUUCACAUCUUAGAAGAAUUGGAAGGUUCAGUGAACCUCAUGCACGGUUUUAUGCUGCCCAGAUAGUGUUGACUUUUGAGUACCUUCAUUCGUUAGACCUCAUCUACAGAGACCUGAAGCCUGAAAACCUCUUAAUUGACCAACAAGGGUACAUCCAGGUCACAGAUUUUGGUUUCGCAAAGAGGGUAAAGGGCAGAACCUGGACACUUUGUGGAACACCAGAAUAUUUGGCACCAGAGAUUAUUCUCAGCAAGGGCUAUAACAAAGCAGUGGACUGGUGGGCACUGGGGGUCCUAAUCUAUGAAAUGGCAGCUGGAUACCCCCCAUUCUUUGCAGACCAGCCGAUACAGAUCUAUGAAAAGAUUGUCUCUGGAAAGGUACGGUUUCCUUCUCACUUCAGUUCAGACCUGAAAGACCUGCUGCGAAACUUACUUCAAGUAGAUCUGACCAAACGAUACGGGAAUCUCAAAAAUGGUGUGAAUGACAUCAAGAACCACAAAUGGUUCGCCACUACAGAUUGGAUUGCAAUUUACCAGAGGAAGGUGGAAGCUCCAUUCAUACCUAAGUGUAGAGGUCCAGGCGACACCAGCAAUUUCGAUGAUUAUGAAGAGGAGGACAUCCGUGUCUCUUUAACUGAAAAAUGUGCUAAAGAAUUUGCUGAUUUUUAGAAAGAGUAAGAGACCAUCAGGGCUUGUAUUGGGAUCUUUGCACUCUGCUAACAGAUGGGGUGGAGUUGAAACCAUCUUACUCGUCGAAACAAUUACUUAGUUUCUUCAUUCCACAUGGCUGAGAUCCUCCUUUGCCAUAAUUCAUGUGUGCAUUUGGCACAACCCUCAUACACAGGCACAUUUACUCAAAGCACUACCUGUGCUGCAACACAAAAAAAACUUAGACCACUUUCUUAUCGUUUCCUUCCCACCCUCCCACCCUCACAUUUUGUUCUACAGCCUGUCGCCUUUGUGUUAUGUCAUUUGACCACCCCACCCUCCCUCGCCCCCCAGUUUUAAAACAAAAAGAUUACGGCAAUUUGCAGAGAGUGAAACAUUUUAAGUGUAAAGAUAGAGCAAGUGUUUCAGGAUUUUUUUUUGCACUCGGUGUGAGUUAACUCAAGGUGAAAGCUGAACAUUGCUUCUAGUGCUUGCCAGCCACAGCUCCUGUCAUGUCUGAGAGACCACAGUCGUAGAACACCGUAACCUUGUAGAAUCAGACUCCUGGAACCUACCUACACAGCAUCUUUGACAUUUUUCUUUUGAAAGUAGAAUUGUUCUGUGCAUUUAUAUAUAUACUGAAUGAAAGUGAUUCUCCUGGACAGGACCAAACUGAAGUAGAAUUAAUUGGAUGAAUGGAGCAGGGUACACACAGAUGGUGCCUUGAAUUCUCCUGUACUGUCAAAUUCAGCUGCACUUCCCAGUUUUCUUCUUGUGUGCACAUCUGGGCAGGCUCCAGGUCUGACAUUACCAGACACUGCAACUGCAGCAUGUCGCCUUGAUAAAGCUGCCGGCAGGCGAUCUUCAGGACAGCUCUUGUCCACCCAUUUUUGUGUCAUGUCAAACCAUAGUCUGUCUGUGGAUUUGCCCUCCUACAUGAACAGGGUUGCAUUCUGCUCAUUCGGAGAUGAAAAGGCAGGAAGUUGGAUGUUGGGGCUGGGGUGGGUGGGAAGAGGGUAAAAAAGGUUACCAAGCAAGUUUUCUUCAAAGUAACACAAAAACCACAGCAGCAUCAAAUACUAGCAGGGAAAGGCGACAUGAAAUGGUUCUCGUCAUGCUGAUUUGACAUCAGAAACUUGAAGUGGCAUGGGCGAGUGGUCUUGCAAGUGGAUUCUGUCCCUGUCAGCAUCCACGGUGGUGAGCAGACACACUGUGUGUGCAGCGGGCCCGUAUUCUAUUUUAGUUAAAGAUGCUGCAGCGAUAGUGAUGGUCACUGCCAGGAGUGUGUUUGAUUCCAAAGCAGACGUCGUGAUGCUAAAUGAAAAGGUUUGGGAAACUACUAAGCGAUUAAAUCACUCUGCAACUGGCUUUUCAGAAGUAAAAUUUUGGUUCCUGCAUUGCAAAAUACUUAACACAGGUAACGACUGCCAUGUUUCCACAAUUUUUUAUAUAAAUAUAUAUAUAUUUGUGUUUGUCUCCCUGGGAACAGAUCAUAGAGUUUGCAAGCUUUACGUUCAGCUACUGGUUAGAUGCAUUGUCACAUAAUGACAUAAUCUGUUGCUACAGGAAAGACUAGCCAAGACAUUGCUAGUUAAAGCAAUUUUCCUCUAUUUCACUGUUGGUAAGUCAUAGAUAAUGGAUUCGGUGGAUCUGUACAUGUUAACAUUUUUAACCAAUUCAUUUUAAUCAAAUUAGUUUUAUUUGUACCAAUUUUGAUCUUUCUUUUGCAUAUAUAUAGAUAGAUGUGUAUUUAUAUGUAUAUAUGUGAAACGAUCCUCAAACGGUUUAAAUUGAAAUGGUUUCUUAUGUACAGAUGUAGGCUGGAUUCAGAUUGGUUCCGAUAUUUACGGGAAAGAAAGGCUUUGAAGUUUUAAUAAAUCAACUUAAUUUGGCAUAGAGCUGGUAUAUUUGCUUGUGUUAGCACUAAAGAAACAUGGACACACACUCUUAACCUGAAGGGCACUCGUCAAAGUAAGGCCUUUGUAGACAUUCGCAUUGCCAGUGUGAGCUGUAAUAUCAGACAUUCUGUUUGUCCUCUUGGCUGUUCCGACAUUUGCAUAAUGUCCAGUACAAGGCUGGCACCAACAGCAGUUUUCCAUUUCCCCAUAUUUACCUGUAUGUGCAAGGGAAGUAUACAAUCUUUGCUGUAGCAGAUUUUAUGUAACUAAAGAAAUGUAAGGUCACAUUAAUAAAUUUAAAAGUUCCUUUGUAUGAAAAUGUUAAAAUCUUUUGUAUUUCAUUUAGACCGAAGACAUGCUGUUGUAUGCUAGCUGUAUGCGAUAAAUUCUACAGUAACGUUGUUGUCGUUUAUGGACUUAAAGGUUUUAAUAAACGCUGAAGAUCACA